Molecule: messenger RNA, 282 nt
Organism: Paramuricea clavata
Lineage: Eukaryota; Metazoa; Cnidaria; Anthozoa; Malacalcyonacea; Plexauridae
Source: the annotation of a GenBank genome assembly
AUGACCGAAGGCGAAGGCAAUUUAAGUCAACAGUGUGCUGUUUCUUUGUUGCAAGAAGCAACAAGAAUGAUCAGAGAAUAUGAUGUUUCUUCAGCACAAGUUGCGAAUCCAAAUGUAAUUUCUCAAAGCAAAUCGCAUCCUUCUACAUCACCUGGCGACACUGCUGUCAAUACAUCAAAUUCAGAAAGAGUGUUGGGGAAUUUUAGAAAUCUUUUUGGGCUGUAUGGGCAUACUGGUCGCCGAUGUCGAUCUAAGUUCCUCAACACAGAUGUUUCCAAAUGA